AUGAGCACCGUCGCCCCUACGACCAUUCCGGACUGGUUUGCAGGUAAUGGUGCCCUCGUCCCCGAGUCUGUAUAUGGCUCCCUCCAGACGCAUAACAUCCGGCGCAUCAACCCCGUCGUGGCGGAGAUGAUUGGGCGGAAUGUGGCAUCGAUGCCGUCGGAUCCGGGCACGAUGCUCUCAAUUCAUCAGUUGCGGGGGCAGUCUGCUGGUGAAGAUGCAAGCAAGCUUGAGCAUUCCGUGUUCGCAACGAGGGAGCCUCAUUAUAUGCUUGAGAUUCUCGGAUGUGGUACGGAUGAGCAGAAUGCGGGCACAUCUGAGGAGUGGGCGGUUAAGACGGCAAAGGAGGUUGCGCAGGUCGACGAGGGGAAUGUUGUGUCCACGGCGUAUGUGUCCUUGAUGAGAUUGGCGAGCAUGAAGCCAGAUGAGGCAGUCAAGAAAGCGUUUGGUACCAAUGCGGAGGUGGUGCGCGAGCUGAAGGAGAGGUUUGACCCGGAAAAUGUCUUUGCGUUGGCGCUGCCGGCGUUGAAGUAG
Molecule: messenger RNA, 531 nt
Organism: Aspergillus luchuensis
Lineage: Eukaryota; Fungi; Ascomycota; Eurotiomycetes; Eurotiales; Aspergillaceae
Exons: 1
Coding region: 1-531 (176 amino acids)
Molecular function (GO): oxidoreductase activity; flavin adenine dinucleotide binding
Source: RefSeq, a predicted model, not a curated record